This is a messenger RNA of Punctularia strigosozonata HHB-11173 SS5, 2512 nucleotides long. RefSeq lists its product as uncharacterized. The record is from RefSeq and is a predicted model, not a curated record. Gene Ontology annotation, biological process: regulation of DNA-templated transcription; DNA-templated transcription. Gene Ontology annotation, molecular function: zinc ion binding; DNA binding; DNA-binding transcription factor activity, RNA polymerase II-specific. NCBI's taxonomy places the organism in Eukaryota, Fungi, Basidiomycota, Agaricomycetes, Corticiales, Punctulariaceae. The transcript has 9 exons. The coding region runs from base 85 to 2133 and encodes 682 amino acids.
ACCACCGUCGACGUCGGCGCCGCCGACAAUGCCAGCGUCGCGAGCUCGGUCUCGAGGACCAAGUCCGCUAGUAUCUCGUCCAAGAUGCGCCGUCAUGGCGGCAACAUCCCCUCAUUGCCGCAGACAAAACAAUGUCCGCACUGCCCCGCCAAGUACACUCGAUCGACGCAUCUGAACCGCCACCUGAAGACUCAUACUAAGGAGGGUUUGCAUGUUUGCGAGGCGUGUGGCGCUGAGUUCACUCGAAGCGAUCUCCUCUCGCGGCACCGUAAGACGUGUGGUGGGCGUCACCAAGGUACCUCGCGACGCAAGUCAUGUCGGGCCUGUGCCGAGUCGAAGACAAAAUGCGACCUCAAAGAGCCGUGUUCGAGGUGCAGCACCAGGAAUCGGGAAUGUGUCUAUCCGACACCAGCUCGCAAGAACUCCAUUCGACGGUCUCCCGACGAAGAAUCGCAACCGUCUGCAUAUGCCAGAAGAGCUCCUGACUCCAGCCUUGGGGACUACCUGCUUGCACAAGCGUCCUCGGCGCGCACGGAAUCAGACACCCAUAGCUCGGCGCUUUUAACGCCACCCGCGACAGAGUACACGGGCACGAUAUGGAGCUCCGAAGUCGCCAGCGUCAGUCAGGCAUCUGCGCCCUCAGGUGCCCCCCACGGCGUUCACUACCAAGGCAAUAUGUUCGACGACUUCUUCACGAACGUCUUCGCUUCGAAUGGUCAGACGCCCGUUGCAGGACCCCAUGAAUUCCACGACCCCAACUCGCUGCAAGACAUGGCCUUCUGGCAAGCCCACCAAGGCAGCCCAGACUCGACCUUGUACGCCGGCCCUAGCCCACCAUCGUCACCGGACAAUCCACAGGAGCUCGAGCACUAUGAAUAUCUCUUCCUCACGGAGUUCGUGCCUCAGAUGCCCAUCGUGCACGCCCCAACCUUCACACUGGACGGCAAGCCAUCGAUCCUGGUGGACGCCGUUCAUGCGUGUGGUGCUCUCUAUGUCAACACCAAGAAGGCGACGGAGUUCGUCAAGAGGACUCUGGCAUCCACAAGGGAGCGGUUACCUCAGGAAAUCACCAAAAAUCCUGCCAACUGCAUGGAACUGCUGGAUAUCGUCACGGCGACCUGCCUUCUCCAGACCAUCGGCCUCUUCCAUGAACGCUCGGAUGAGCGCGCCAUAUCAAACAUGUACCAUGGCAUGUUGAUUAUGAUGAUCCGUCGAUGUGGCUACAUCCGGAAGUGUACGGAAUGGACACCAUUAACGCCCGACUGUGAAGAGGGCGUAGAUGUAUCAUGGAAGGAGUGGGCAUUGCACGAACAAGCGAAACGUGCCCUCCUCCUUUCAUACUUGCAUGACACAUGUCACCGGAUAUACUUUGCCUUGCCGACGUCGUUCCGCACCUCGGAGUUGACCAUGGGUCUUCCAUGCGAGGAGAGCUUGUGGAGCGCUCGUACUGCUGAAGAGUGGCGAGAUUUGCUCUACACCUCGUCACCAUACGGAUCCGUGUCCCAGCGGAUGAUCGGGUAUUCCAUGCCCGAUGCCCUGAAACUCAUUCGGGAAACACGACCCAUUGAGGCUCCCCUCGCUCUCACCCCGAUGGGCCAUUUCGUUCUCAUACACGCCAUCCUGAGCGAUCUCUACGCUAUCUGCACUCCCAUCGAGAGCCAGGUGCCCGCACCCGCCCCAUUGCAUCCAGACGAUCGGCCCAUCCAGUACGGCUACGAAUUCCAGUAUGCGCUGCAUAACUGGCUGCAGACGUGGCUCACGUCUCCGGAGACGCCGCAGCACCAAGCGGGUUAUGAACCAGUCUUCAUCGCCAACUGCCUGCCCUUCUAUUGGCUCGGCCAGAUCACGCUGAUGGCUUACCAGGAGCACAUGCCGCCGUUCCAGCAGGACUCGAUCAGCGGGACGAACGUCGACGCGCGGUUCCGGCUCGUGAAGCAGUGGGUCGGACACAUCCGCGACUUUUUAAAGAACAAGCAGAAUGCCGUGCAGCCGACGAUGUUCUGGGACGAGAUGAUGAAGAUCAGGCUGGACAGCUGGCAGAUCGAGAUGGAGGCCGGGAAACCGGAAGACAAAGAAGGAUUGCUCGGUUUCUUCCCCAUGCUGGGCGAGGACGACUGGAACAACCCAAGAUGAUUACGUCGCCUGACAGUCCGGGGGAAAGCAGCAAAAAACGGUGUGCUGUCCCUGAGGCAGACAGCCUUUUAUACCGCCUCGCCUUCGACACGCCGUCUCGGGAUAAGGGUGGGUUCGGAGUGGGUUCGACCCUGUCUCGCUUGGCUUCUAUUGGAAUUGUACGUUUCUUUUCUUGUGUUUUUGGAGACCCACACGCCGCCCCGCGACGCGCACGCGCGGUGGUGUGAAAUGCAUCUCAUGAUCAUCUUGCCUGGAACGAUACUGAGACUCGGCGACCCUCGCCAAACCUUCAUGUAGUAUAUACGCUAUGUCAACUGCUCUCGCUUUCUAUCUUUUCCUGUAUAGACACGCUUUGCUGAUUGCAAUCCAUAUGCAAACC